Messenger RNA from Formica exsecta, 687 nucleotides. RefSeq lists its product as uncharacterized. The record is from RefSeq and is a predicted model, not a curated record. The transcript is spliced from 2 exons. Bases 302 to 658 code for a protein of 118 amino acids. Lineage: Eukaryota; Metazoa; Arthropoda; Insecta; Hymenoptera; Formicidae.
UAGAGUAUAGUAUAUAUAUGUUUUUAGAGUAUAGAAGAGCGACCAGGAUGUACAAUUUCUGUAGCUAGUAUUAUCUAUCAUAUCGCGCAACUUCUUUCAAAUGAUACUCAGAAAAAUUUUAUUCACACAGCUCUACCAUACAUAGCACAAUGUUGUUUGGGUCAGCAAUUUAAUGUGCGUCUUUAUAACCAGGCAAGUAAAAAAUUAAUUGUUAUGUAAUGCUUGUAUCUGUAUGUAUAUUUUGAUUUCAUUCAUUUCAAUUUUUUCAAUGUAGUUUAUUUUUACACAAUUAUACGAAUUAAUGAAAAAAGCAAAUGAUGAUGAUAGUAUAUCAAAAUACAAAGGCAUUUAUCAGGCAGCUGUGGCUAAUUUACAACAAAGCAGUUUGACAAAGAAUUCGACUAAAAUACAGGAUGAUUUUUACUUUUCAAGUUUUCAUCCGAUCAAUGAUUACAGUUUGCAGACAAUUUACUAUGAAUUACCACGGUUGACUAAUAUAAGUUCUGAUGAAUGGAUCAGUCCAGACAUAUUCAAAGCCUUCAUGUUUGAACAUAAUGAUAAUCAUUCUCUACAACUUUAUAACAUUGAUUUAUUUCUGUCUGAGACUAAAACUUCUAUAUAUCUCACAAAAUCUCUUGCAGGUAAAUUUAAAAAAUGAAAUAAAGUAAAAAUAUAUAAUUUAUAAAA